UCUGUCAAAAUUAGGGAACGGGGAAUCGAAAAUAAUAGGAACAUAUCAACAAGUAAAUAUUAAGUAAAAUUGUAAUAUAAUUAAUUGUUUUAUCAUAGAAUAAAACGAAUGAACAGAUAUUAUUAAAAUAAAAUUUAUGUUAUCAACAUGGAAGAGUCGGUCGGGAAACCUCAGGAGAAAAAGUCUCGAUAUUCAAUCAAACUUAUUGUAAAAAAUAUUCUAUUUGCUUUAUUGGUUCUAGCAAUAGGCCACUUACACUACACAUACGUAAGUUACCUAUUCGAGAAUGACCGUAACUUCUCAUAUCUAUCCGACCUGGAGAGGGAGAUGUCGUUUCGCACUGAAAUGGGAUUCUACUACUCAUACUAUAAGACUGUGGUGGAGGAGAAACCAUUCAUAGCUGGCAUUUCGAAGCUGAUGUAUGAUAAAACUGUGGAAUAUCCAAAAGAAGUUAAUGCUUUUAAUCGAUUCAACAUACACCCUGAGGUGAUCGUGGGAGCCCUAUACCGUUACUUAGAGCCCUGGAUAAAUAACACAGCAUACAAGGAGUGUCACAUGGUGGACAGAGGCGUGGGCCGCGAGCCCGUGGAGAGCUGUGUGGGCGUGGGACACCCGGUGUUCUUCUACUUGGAAGCUAUUUGGGUGUUUGCCGGCGUCAAUGUGGCUGCUCUGUUCUUGCAUGCGUUGGAGCUUAGUGAGAGUUUCCUCGGCGGGUUCCUGGCCGUCGCGCAGUACUUCGCGAACCACGCGGAGUGCACGCGCGUGCAGUGGGCGCCGAACGAGCGCGAGAACUGGGCGGGGCCGCUGCUGCUGCUGCAGGCGUGGCUGCUCACCGUGCAGCUGCAGGAUCGGAAGCGGUACGCGAUACAGUUGCAGAUUGGUAUCUUCAUGCUUAACUGCCUCUGCCUUCUGUUCUGGCAAUUCACGCAAUUCAUAUUCCUCACGCAAAUUGCUGUAUUUUUCGUGAUGGAACAAUUGAGAAUAAUAGACACUCGACACCUCUCCAUAUUCCUGCACUCACACUACUGCGGCUUGCACAUGGCCAUACUGUUACUGCAGGGCAACGACAUGCUAAAAUCGUCCUUAUACGCUUGCCUUUUCUUGGUAGUGUCCGCGUACUGCUUGUUCUUCAGCGGUCUACGCAUUAAGGUUCACAAUCGCUUCGAUUUCCUCGUCGAAGCCUGGCUCGUGCUAUUGCGAAUUUGCAUCGUUGUGUGUGCGUCGGUUUACUUGAAGAAAAUCAUCAGUGACUUCCUAGAAGUCGAAGAGGACACACACGUUUGGGAGAUUCUAUAUUCAAAAUUUACGAAUUAUAAAUCUUUCCACACGUUGUUGUAUACAUGUUCGGAGGUGUUCGAUUUUCUGCCGUUCAAAUCUAUUCAAAACAUGACGUAUUCCUUUUUAAUUCCGUAUGUCGGCUUUUCAAUAAUCAACGUCGUCUAUUUUUGGAUUUGGAAUACUGAGAAAGAGACGGAAACAGAGGACAAGGAAGUGGAGAAAGAGGGGAUUGUCGAUGACGAAGACAGCGGCAUAGACAACAGUUCGGAUAUGAAAAUUAAAAAGCGAAGUGAUUUGGACGUAUUGGAUAAGGAAACGAGUUUAGACGAAACAGAAACGACGGAUAAGUGUAUUCUAUUUUUGAAAAAUUUGAACAUUGACGCCGCGAUUUUCUACAAUAUAGCACAGCUGGUUGUCUAUGGUGUCAUGGCGGCGCUAGUGAUGCGCUUGAAGCUGUUGUUCACAACGCAGUUGUGUCUUAUGUCUUCCUUGGUGUUUAAGAAGAGGUAUUAUAUAUAUUCGAAGCGUAUGAUGAAAUAUGUAAAAUUAAUGUUGAUCCUUGGAGCAGUUCCUAUGAUAAGGUGUCUCGUUCAGAACAUGGGACAUGAGAUGUCGCAUAUAGGUGAGUUCAGUGAUUACAACCAAGAAGAAUUGCUCCAGUGGAUCAAGGAUCAGGCGCCGGGCGCGUUCGCGGGCUCGAUGCCCGUGCUCGCCGCGGUGAUGCUGGCCACGCGCAGGCCCAUUGUCGCGCAUCCGCAUUACGAGCACCUGGAAGCUAGGCAGAGGGCGUUCGCCGUGUACAAGGUUUACGGCAGGUUCUCCCCCCACGAGCUGUAUCAAGAGUUGAACAAGCUGAAGGCCUCUUACCUCAUCGUCGAGAAUCGGUACUGUUACGGGCGUAGCAACAAGGGCUGCUCGUUCAGCGACAUAUGGGACAGCGCGGCGGCGGCGGCGCUGCGCGGGCAGCCGCGGCUCUGCCACACGCUGCUGGCGCACGGCGCGGACCACUUCUACCCGCUGUUCCGGAACCCGCAGUACGCCGUGUUCCGGGUGCACGACGUCAGCGUGCGGUACAUGCCAAGAAGUUUCGAUACCUGACAUCAAUUGAAUCGAUUAGACGACUUUCCAAAAGAGACUGAAAUAUGCAAUAAAACGUAGUUGUUAUUAAUAUAUUAAAGUAUUUGACUGGCGGACGUGUGUGACCAUAAUUAAUAUAUAUCUAUUGAUAUAAAAAAACCCAAGAUGCAGAGUCUCGAAAGUGUCUCUAAACACUCACGAAUUAUACCUUCGAAGUUGUAGUUGUGAAAUAAGGUUUUUUAAAAUUCGACGUUACGCGUACGACUUAAAGUUGUUUUAAGAAUGCGUGCGCGCGAGUAUGCAAGGAAGACUAGACUAUUUGAAGUGCGCGCACGAUUUUGAAUACGGAAGUUUUUGGAACGUUGAGUUCUUAAAAGGUUUUUUAUAUCAAUGUAUAUACCGUCAUAUAUAUUAUGUGUAAAGAAUAUUUAUACCGAAUAGUAAGGUAUAUAAGGUCUAUAAAAUGUACUAGUAUUCCGCCCGCAGCUUCGCCCGCGUAGUCAAGGGUAACUCGCAUAAUUCCCCUUCCUAUGGUAUUUCGGGACUUAAACUAUAUACCAAAUUUCAUCAAAAUCGUUUCAGUGGUUAAGGCUGAAAGCGUGACAGACAGACAUAGUUACUUUCGCAUUUAUAAUAUUAGAAAGAACUAGCGGUCCGCCCAGGCUGCGACCGUGGUAUACAUAUGUAUCCAAAUACUCACAAUAGAAAAAAAACUAAUAAAAUAGAGAUGAACAGUCUGUUUGCUUUGUUUGAACGCUCUUACUCAGGAACUACUGGACCAAUUAAAAAAAUUAUUUCACCGUUGGUUAAACCUGAAUCUUAUAUUUGAGCCACGGGCGAAUCCAGGGCGGACCGUUAGUAUAUUAUGUUAAUGUAUUGUAAUAUGUAUGAAAUCGAUGAAGUAAUUUAAUAUAUUUCGUUAUUUCUCUGUAACUAUAAUAAUCCUUCAGAUUUGUUUAUAUCCAUAGGUAAGAGAGUAUCCAUUAAUAACGUGAGGGUGUUUUUUAUCAUUUCCAUUGCUAUUUAUAGACGAGCUUCAAAUCCCAUUAAUUAUUUACGUUUUAAUGAUGUUUUAGAGGGAAAACAAAUAACGUGAUAUUUGCCGUAAGCAAAGUGAUCAAACUCGAUCUCUCCUCUCCUUGAAGGCCUCACGUAACAAUGAAUGUCCUCUGAGUUGUUCACUAUUUAUAUGCUGUGAGUGUGAAUUUUACAUAUUUGAUGUAAUCGAACGUAGAAAUUGGAGUAGUAUUCGAUUGGAGUAGUAUUCCAUUGUCUUACUUUUACAAGUGUCGAAUAUUCUGUAAGUGCCAAAUAUAUCGAUUAAAAAUAACUGCUCCAUAUGUGUAUGUUCUUGAAAUAUAAUUUUAUUUAACUUUGUAAUUACAUAUAUAAAAAUAUCGUAUUAUUAUAUUGUUUCGCAAGGACUUGUAACUUGUAACUGUAGUCUGGUCUUAUAAUUAUUCCUGUAUUUAAAUCUGUAUGAAAAAGCAUUGGUAAAUUCUAAAAAUCUAUUAUAUAACAUAUAAUCAACACUAACUGAUAGGCGUUUUCAAUAUAAAGCCGCACUGCGCCUGCGCUACCAAGCAAUGGUGACUCAGUGUUUAGGUCAUUCCACUACAAUCGGAAUGCAGCGUUUCCGAACCAGGGGGCGUGCAUGAAAUAAAGAGAUUUUUUAAUAUCAUCUGCACAAUAUUCACAUGACGAGUGCUCUCUGAUGAUGGAAAGCAUCGUGAAGAAACAUUCAGGCAUUUCUGAGAUUCAGCAGUUCGACGUCGUGUGACAUCUGUCAAUACGUACUUAGCCAGCAUAGGAUUUUUUUUAUUGUCACAGCGGGCAACAGAGCUGGUGGUUCGCCUGAUGGUAAGCGAUCACCACCACCCAUGAACAUUCGCAGAGAUAGUGCCUCUGCCAAUGUGUUGCCCGCUCUUUACGCGUAAGGGAUAAGGCAAGGAUUGACGACUGGAAAGAAGAAAUGGGUUGGAAAGGGGAGGAAAAGGAAACAUGCCUUCGGUGUCCCUCCACAAGGGCACAAGUAUGAUAAUGAUGAUACGCAUUUUGGAGUAUCACGAUCGUACGUGUAUCGUUAUUUUUUUAUAUAACAAUACAAGAGACUUGCCACACAUCAAUUUGAUGUAUACAUGCAGUGGCAUUAAUUAUCUAAUUUGAUUGGUGAAAAUGUCUAUUUUUGAUAGUAUUUGUCUUUUAAGGCACGUGUAGCUGAUAGAUGUUAAUUUUUAUGAUAAUGUCGUGAACUUGCGAAUCUGUUCGAAGCUAACAGAGUAUGAAGUCGCUGUGAGCUAUUAAGUAUUACUAAGGCUUAAUGUGUUGUAAAAAUAAAGUUAUUCUUUUAAA
Messenger RNA from Zerene cesonia (dogface butterfly), 4707 nucleotides. RefSeq names its product probable C-mannosyltransferase DPY19L1. The record is from RefSeq and is a predicted model, not a curated record. The transcript is spliced from 10 exons. Gene Ontology annotation, cellular component: nuclear inner membrane. Bases 148 to 2376 code for a protein of 742 amino acids. Gene Ontology annotation, molecular function: mannosyltransferase activity. NCBI's taxonomy places the organism in Eukaryota, Metazoa, Arthropoda, Insecta, Lepidoptera, Pieridae.